UUUUUGACACUCAAAAAAGAAAAAUAAAGGCAAGGCAAAAUCAUUUGGGCACCUUUUUUCAGUUUAAAAAAUGUUAGAGCUAAAAGUAGAGAAAGGCAAAAGACGGAAAUGACGACGAGGAGCAAUUUCUACAAGAACCCUUCCUAUGCAUACAACAAAGCCUUCAAUCUCAAUUCUGCAAUUCAAAAUCUUCAAGCGUAUGAUGUUGUCACCGGUAACGUUCCGCCUCCGGUUGAGACGAAUUCCGUUGAGAGAAAAACCGGCCACAGGAAACGCCGAAGGGAACGGAAAUCUAAGGUGCAGCAGAACAAUGAAGUGGAAGUGAAUGAUUUGCCUAUGUCUCACCAGGAUUAUAUAGAAAAAAUGAGGAAGGAGGCUAGUUCAAUUCAGCCUUAUGAAGAAUUGACUGUAGAAGUUUUGGAACCUUCAAGUUCAUCAUUGCAUUUGUUGGAGUACGACAGUGAUGCAAGCACUUCAUCAGAAUGUGAAAAGGGUGAUAAUCCUUAUUCGAACACUGAAACUUUACUGGUUAAAGGUAGUGGAAAUGAAACGGAUAGAGUUAAAACUCGCAGUGAGCAACGAUUUCCUCUUCCAGGAGAACCUUCUUGUGUGGUAUGUGGGAAGUACGGGGAGUAUAUAUGUGAUGAGACUGAAGAAGACAUAUGCAGUACGGAUUGCAAAUCUGACCACCUGCAAAAUCUUAAACUACAGCAGGGGGCCUUAAGUAGCAGCAAAGUCCAAGCUGAGACAUUUUCUGGACAAAAGUGCAAAUUGGAAGUUCCUGAAUCUGGAGGCGACAUCUGGGAUUAUGACCGUCAUCGGUGGUCCAAGAAGAGAUCUGCUCUUUGUACUUAUGAGUGUUGGAAAUGUCAGAGGCCAGGUCAUCUUCCUGAAGAUUGUUUGGUCAUGGCAUCAAAAAUUCUACCCCUUUCCUCUGGUCAAGCUGGUGAAUCCAGCGAACAGGUGGAAGUGGCUCAAAGUAAAUCCAGUAUAUCCAAAGAGCUUCUGCAACUGUAUAAAAGAUGCCAUCGAAUUGGCAAAAGCUCAUUGGAUGCCAACUGUAACACCUGCCGAAGAUCAACUACUUUAGCCAUGUGUCUUGAUUGUAGUAAUACUUUUUGUGACAGUGCAGGUCACCUGAGAGAACACAUCACUGGACACCCCUCUCACAGACAAUAUUACUCCUAUAAGCUCAAGCGUUUGGUAAAAUGCUGCAAAUCUACGUGCAAAGUGACAGACAUCAAGGAUCUUUUAGCUUGUCACUAUUGUUUUGAUAAGGCUUUCGACAAGUUCUACGAUAUGUAUUCUGCAACUUGGAAAGCGGCUGGACUUUCAAUUAUCUGCAAUUCUAUUUGCUGUGAGGAUCACUUUGAAUGGCAUAGGAUAAAUUGCUUGAGUGCGGGUGUAGAAGACAGUUCCUACAUCGUAAAGAAACAUUAUGCUAGUAAGAACUAUGCUGUAAGCGACUUCAUCUUCUGAAGAGUUGAUACUUGAUGCGCUAUGAUGUUUCCUUCUGGGAACGGCUGAGCAAUAAGGUACAUGCAUCAGAAAUCAUGAGCAGUAUGAAAAUCUGUGUAAUUCAGUUCUUUGAAGAUUUGGUCUGAAGCUGUUAUACUACUUGUCAUCAUCGUCUGUGGUUGAUGCUUGCUGAGCUGCUGUCCAAUAAAUGAUAACUUUGUAACAACAUACUAAAUUCAGACGCAAGAAGCAUUUUCGAAGCCCAGCUGAAAAGAAUAAAAUUUGCCAAAUGUCCUUGCAAGGCAAUGGUUUCUGAAGUUUGUCGUGUGUGGAGGUGCCAAUGGCCAUUUGGUUUGUAUAUUCUUGGAAAUUUUGAGGUGGAAGUGGAUAUGAGAUCCUUAUGAUGCCAUCACGUUCAGUUUCAUGCUUCUUAUGUUGUAAAUUCACCAUAACUAGGGGCGGAGCUACAGCCUACAAGUUAAGCAGAAUCCACUAAAUUGCCUUUUUUAGAAUUCAGAGUUCAUAAACUCAAAAUCCUAGCUUCACCUCCGCUCUCCAUCUGGUUAAAUUGGACAAGUGUCGAGUCAUGCAAGUUCAAUGGCUUAGAGAAUAUGCUUGAUGAAUUGUGGUCUUAAUAGCUGACAGAUUUGAGGUAACAGAAUCUACUGCAACAUUAUCUCUGAAUGAUGCUUCUUGACAUCUUUAUCAAUACAAAAAGAUGUUACUGAUAUUGCAAAAUUAAGGAAAUCAAACACAUUAAAGUUACCUUUCUGGGAGGUCCAUUUGAUACUUCCUCCCCUCCGUUUCAAUAUGUUUGUCCUGUUUUUCUUUUUAAUGUGUUUCUCAAGGAAUGUUUCUCUUCUUUUUUUGUAGCUUUGUAAUUUCAACUUUUCACAUGACAUGUUUCAAAUCAUGGGAUUAAAUGACAUAUUGUUGCAUUUGAUGUA
Messenger RNA from Solanum dulcamara, 2405 nucleotides. RefSeq lists its product as uncharacterized. Gene Ontology annotation, cellular component: Swr1 complex. Gene Ontology annotation, biological process: chromatin remodeling. The record is from RefSeq and is a predicted model, not a curated record. Bases 109 to 1479 code for a protein of 456 amino acids. Gene Ontology annotation, molecular function: nucleic acid binding; nucleosome binding; zinc ion binding. Lineage: Eukaryota; Viridiplantae; Streptophyta; Magnoliopsida; Solanales; Solanaceae. The transcript has 15 exons.